This is a messenger RNA of Harpia harpyja (harpy eagle), 4198 nucleotides long. RefSeq names its product periostin (gene POSTN). Gene Ontology annotation, molecular function: cell adhesion molecule binding. The transcript has 22 exons. Gene Ontology annotation, biological process: cell adhesion; extracellular matrix organization. NCBI's taxonomy places the organism in Eukaryota, Metazoa, Chordata, Aves, Accipitriformes, Accipitridae. The record is from RefSeq and is a predicted model, not a curated record. Gene Ontology annotation, cellular component: extracellular matrix. The coding region runs from base 80 to 2518 and encodes 812 amino acids.
AUGUAUAUAAAUUGUCAGCUCUCCAGACACUUUGCCAGUUCUCUCUUCUAGCCUUGCCAGAAGCAACAGAGGACUAAAGAUGAAGAUCUUUUUCUUGUUCACCUUUUCCACUUUUUUUUGGUCUCCUUUUGAACAAGCAGCUGCUUCUGUUCACUAUGACAAGAUUUUAACUCACAGUCGAAUAAGGGCACGCGACCAAGGCCAAAAUGUCUGUGCCCUUCAGCAAGUUAUGGGAACAAAAAAGAAAUACUUCAGUACCUGCAGAAACUGGUACCAGGGAGCCAUCUGCGGAAAGAAAGCAACUGUGUUAUAUGAGUGCUGUCCUGGCUAUAUGAAGAUGGAUGGUAUGAGAGGAUGUCCUGCAGUUGCUCCUAUUGAUCAUGUAUAUGGCACACUUGGUAUUGUGGGAGCUACCUCCACGCAGCACUAUUCUGACAUAUCAAAGCUGAGAGGAGAGAUUGAGGGACGAGGAUCAUUCACUUUCUUUGCACCAAGCAAUGAAGCCUGGGAGCAAUUAAAUUCAGAAAUUCACAGGAAUUUGAUUGAUAAUGUAAAUAUUGAACUGUAUAACGCUCUCCAUCACCACAUGGUAAACAAGCGCAUGUUGACAAAAGAUCUUAAGAAUGGCAUGACUCUGGUGUCUAUGUAUAAUGACCAGAAAUUGCUUAUUAACCAUUAUCCUAAUGGGGUUGUUACUGUUAACUGUGCCAGGGUCAUCUAUGGCAACCAGAUUGCUACCAAUGGUGUUGUUCAUGUCAUCGAUCGUGUCCUGACCGCUGUUGGAAAUACCAUUCAAGAUUUCAUUGAAGUCGAGGAUGAUCUUUCAUCUCUUAGAGCUGCUGCUAUCACAUCAGAUGUCUUGGAUAUUCUUGGAAAGCCUGGUCAUUACACGCUCUUUGCUCCUACUAAUGAAGCUUUUGAGAGACUUCCAAGGGGACUCUUAGAAAGGAUCAUGGGUGACAAGGUAGCUUCUGAAGCUCUCGUGAAGUUCCAUAUUUUAAAUACUCUGCAGUGCUCUGAAGCCAUCACAGGUGGAGCUGCCUAUGAAACCUUGGAAGGAAACACAGUUGAAGUUGGUUGUGAUGGUGAAAGUCUGACUGUGAAUGGAGUGAAGAUGGUGAAGCGCAAAGAUAUUGUGACAAGCAAUGGCGUUAUCCACCUCAUUGAUGAAGUGCUAAUUCCUGAUUCCGCCAAGCAAGUCACUGAGCUUGGGGGUGCCCAGCAGACUACUUUUACAGACCUCAUGAUACAAUUAGGACUGGCAUCUUCUCUAAGACCAGAAGGCCAAUACACUCUCCUGGUACCUCUGAAUGGUGCUUUCUCAGAUGACACCUUAAGGAUGGAUCAACGCCGCCUUAAAACAAUCCUGCAGAAUCACGUUAUAAAUGUGAAAGUUGGGCUCAAUGAACUGUACAAUGGACAAGAGCUGGAGACAAUUGGAGGAAAACUGCUUAGAGUGUUUUUAUAUCGCACAGCUGUAUGUAUUGAAAAUUCAUGCAUGGUCAGAGGAAGUAAAGAAGGAAGGAACGGUUUUAUUCACAUCUUGAGACAGAUCAUCAAUCCAGCAGAAAAGACAUUACAUGAAAUGCUGAGAAAUGAUAAGCGUUUUAGUGUUUUCCUCAGUCUGGUGAAAGCUGCAGAUUUAGAUGAUGUUCUGUCACAGCCUGGAAAAUGGACUCUGUUUGUUCCAACUAACGAUGCCUUUAAAGGUUUGACUGAUGAUGAUAAGGAUAUAUUGAUAAGAGACAAAAAUGCUCUCAGGAAUAUUCUUCUUUACCACUUGACACAAGGAGUUUUCAUUGGAAGUGGCUUUGAGCCUGGUGUGACAAACAUUCUCAAAACCAUCCAAGGAGGGAAACUCUACUUGAAAACAGUGAAUGAUACUCUUCUCAUUAAUGAACUGAAAUCAAGAGAAUCUGAUCUCAUGGCAACCAAUGGUGUCAUUCAUGUUAUUGAUAAACUCCUAUAUCCAGCAGAUCUGCCUGUUGGAAAUGAUCAGUUGCUCACAAUCCUGAAGAAGUUGAUUAAGUACAUUCAAAUUAAGUUUGUUCGUGGCAGUGCCUUCAAAGAGAUUCCACUGACAUUUUACAAAAUUAACAUAAUUGAAAGCAACGUCCAGCCCAUCAUCAGAAAGGAAGACCCAUCUAUUACACAGCUCACUAAAUUAAUUGAAGGGGAACCUGAGUUCAAAAUAGUCAGGGAAGGGGAGACAAUAACUAAAGUGAUUCAUGGAGAACCAAUUAUUAAAACAUACACCAAAAUAAUUGAUGGGCGACCUGUGGAAGUGACAGAGAAAAAAGUAACAGAAGAAAGAAUUAUUCAAGGUCCUGAAAUAAAAUAUACCAGAAUUACUGCAGGUGGUUCAGACAAUGAAGAAAAGUUAAAGAAAUUGCUUGAAGACGAGGUUACCAAGGUGACCAAAUUUAUUGAAGGUGAUGGUCAUUUGCUUGAAGAUGAAGAAAUCAAAAGACUUCUGCAGGGAGCACAUCCAGAAGAAGACCACGUGAGUUGUUUUUAACUUGAGUUAUUUGUUGUUGGUGUUAAUGUGAUCUGUUGAUGUGAAGGGUGAAGGGGGUGGAGGGUGGAGGCAAUAUAACCUUUGGGGUUGAAAAAAUGUCUCAGAGGGUCUUGGAAUUUCUCUAUCAUCCUGUUGUUAAAUGAGGGAAGCUCUUGGGUUUGAAAAAGCUGAAUGGUGUGGAGGUCCAAAAUAAAUCUCUUAAAGGAGCCCAAUACAAUUUAGCCUGGCUUUAUACCAGGAAUUUAUUCUUCAAGUUUAACAAUCUUUUUUUUAAUGAUCUUCAUUCAAAUUUAAGAAGUAGCUUGUUCAAGGUUUCUUUUGUAUUUGUAUGUAUGUUCUUUUCCAAUUCUAAUUCUAACAAUGCAGAAUAAGUUGUUCUGUCAGCCUUUGAACUAAAUUCAUAGGAAAAAAUAUUAUGGUUUGUAGAGAAUGAAGUUAAAUAUGUUUCUACUUCUUAAAUUUUGAAAUCUAUGCUAAAUACUGAAGGUAUACCACAGUGUUUGUAUAACUUCAAUGUUCAGUAGUACAAGGCAUGCAGGGAAGUCGACUACUAAAAACGACAGACAGGUGUGAUCUUCAGCCAUGAGGUUUACCUGAAAGCAUAAUUGUAUGGACACCAUAUAAGUAUGGAAAGCAUACUUUGGAUGGACCCUGUUCUGUCCUUGUCCGGGCAGCACAGAGCUUGAAAUUUUCAAUCACAUUGGUGCAGAUACCCAGUGUUUAGCCUCAGCUGUAAUGAGGUGAAGCCUGUGUCUCAGGGCUAUGCAUUUAUAUACCCUGUACCUCAGGAUGAAAAGACAACUGACUGCAGCUGGUUAAGUGAAGAAGCAAGUACUUUAUGGUUGUAAAGAAGGAAAAAUACCGCAGUAACGUUUCUGUGACAGUAACAGAAGAGUUAUCUCAUGCUUGUGAAAUAUUUUUCCUCCUAAUGAGGAGACAUCUGGUUUAAAAAUGUCUCAAGAUUGGAUGAGAAGGAGGAAGAAGUGUCCAUAGCUUCACUGAGUCAGUAUUUUGGAAAACAGGUGUAUCUGCUAAUGAGGGUCGUACCUAUUCAAUAGCCCUUGCUCUACUUGACCCAUUAAAACAGAAGUGUCUGAAAUCUAAAUGUGGAAUCAUACUGUGGACUCACAAUGCAAUUACACAUCAAGCCCCAAACACAGCUGGAAAUGUGGCCAACAUCUUGUGAUGGUUGAGUUUCAAGCAUAUCACUUAUAAAUAAUUCCUAAAGUAAUGUCUAUACAGCAGACCUGGACAUCCUCUGCCAAAAGCUGAGACUGAGUCCUGGGCUGUACAUUAACCUGAGCUUGUACGUCCCUGACAGUCUCAGAUGGUGUUUGUUGAAUGAAGAGCAUGGGCAAAACGUCCUGGCACCUGCCUACAUCAUGUAACCAUCUGUAGGAGAUCAGUGUAAAUAAUGGAUUAAUGCAUACUGUUAAAAUGUAAAAAUACUUUUGAAACGUUGGUAAGAUUUGAUAGAUGACUGCAUAUGACAGAAAUAUGUGAAUUGUAUUAUGAACACUCAUGUUUCAGGUGAUCAAGUCAACAUGCUAAUGGGACAAAAUUCUUAGCUUACCGAAAUCCUUAAACAAACUUCACAAAUCAGCAAUGGGUUUCCAACAUUUCUGAUGAGUUUUAAUUCAAAGGUUCUUACAAAUAACUUCUGACUACAACAUUUCUAUU